GUACCCCUCAGAUUAUUGCAAAUUUGCGCGCCAGAAAACGAAAUUAAUAAUUUUAAUAAAAAUGGUUUUAGAAAAUGUUGCAAGUUUACCUUGGGUGGAGAAAUAUCGUCCUGCCAAACUCAAUGAUUUGAUAUCACAUGAAGAAAUAAUUUCAACAAUAAAUAAAUUUAUAAGUCAUGAUCAGUUGCCUCAUCUUCUCUUUUAUGGACCACCAGGAACUGGCAAAACAUCAACAAUUCUUGCAUGUGCUAAACAGUUAUAUACACCAGCACAAUUUCCUUCAAUGGUUCUUGAAUUAAAUGCAUCAGAUGACCGAGGAAUUGGAAUAGUUCGAGGUCAAGUACUCAACUUUGCCUCUACUCGUACAAUCUUCAGCGGUGGCUUCAAAUUAAUUAUACUCGAUGAAGCAGAUGCAAUGACAAACGAUGCUCAAAAUGCUUUAAGAAGAAUCAUUGAGAAAUAUACUGACAAUGUUCGUUUCUGCAUCAUUUGUAACUAUUUGAGUAAAAUCAUUCCAGCAUUACAAUCCCGAUGCACGAGAUUUCGUUUUGCUCCACUGGCAUCUGAACAAAUAUUACCUCGUUUAAAUCAUGUUAUUCAAGAAGAAGAUUUAAUAGUAUCCGAAGCUGGAAAGAAGGCGUUAAUAGAUCUCUCGGGUGGUGACAUGCGUAAAGUUCUCAACGUUCUUCAAAGCACUUGGAUGGCAUUCAAAGAUGUAUCGGAAGAUAAUGUUUACAGUUGUGUUGGACAUCCAUUGAAGAAAGAAGUUGAAAAUAUUGUUUAUUGGCUGUUAAACGAUGAAAACUUCAAGGACACAUAUCAGAAACUUAAUCAAAUGAAAAUAAAUAAAGGACUUGCACUUGAAGACAUUCUCACACAAGUUCAUCUUUACGUGCAACGAAUGCAACUUCCCAGCCCCGUGAUCUGCAAAUUAAUCAUCAGAAUGGCAAAUAUUGAAGAACGAUUAUCUCAAGGAUGCUCUGAAAAGAUUCAACUCUCAGCGUUGAUUGCUGCUUUUCGAAUUGCAAGAAAUGAAGUUUCUGUUGAUGAUGAUUGAAUUGCUUUUGUCAGAGAUUACAAAUAAAAGUCUUAAAUUUCAUUAAAAUUAAA
Clunio marinus is the source of this 1110-nucleotide messenger RNA. Lineage: Eukaryota; Metazoa; Arthropoda; Insecta; Diptera; Chironomidae. The record is from the annotation of a GenBank genome assembly.